UCUCCGAUUCUUGCAACAAACCUCAGCGUAUCGACCACAGGCGAUCUGCGAUAUUCUACGAAAAGCUGGAUGAGUGAAAAUAAGAAGCUAUGAUUCCCUCUGCUGCUAGAACUGUGGUCUUAUACCUGCUGGUUAUCUGUGCCACGGGGAUCUGGUUGAGGCCAGUCAGCCCUUCUCUCGUGACAGCGAAGACAGAAUACAAUUCCUUCGACAUGGAUGAGGAUCUAAUUCGCGUCGUUCACCCAAACGGUUUUGUCAACAUCGACUGGGGUCUCACGUUGCCCGAGGGCGCCGAGGGAGUGAACUGUACCGAAGGAGACUAUUGUCUGGACUUCGAAGUCGCCAAGGUGGUGGUGACUCAAGAGGAGCAUUGUCACAAGGUCUCUUGGGUGGCCUCAAAUCUCACGGAACUCAAGGACUGCGUGAUCAUUGAUGGACACUGGUAUGGCGGCGGCGAACAAGACGCCCACUCGUGGCCUUUGGAAAAUGUUCCUCAUUUUGAAACGCCUUUUGCCAUUGGCCACGGCUGGCUGCAGUGUCUUGCAGAGGCGUACUGGGUAUCCUCGCAAGGGGCUGCUAUCAGGGUGGAGGAGGGAACGCCCCUUUUCGUCAGUCUACCCGACCACAACCUGGAUUUAGUGGCUGACCGGCUGUGCCUCAGCGCCAAACAUAAAGCUCCAUUUUCAUCCCAGGAAGGAGACAGUCUAAAACUCACUUAUUAUGUUUGUACAGGAAAUGACGUCAAGGAAGUGCACACACGCAGUUAUUCCAAGUUCUUCAAGAAUCCUUCUGGAAUGCCAGACUUGAGAAUGUUCCAGGACCCUAUAUGGUCUACCUGGGCUGAAUAUCACAAGGAUAUUAACGACACAAAAGUCAGGGAAUUUGCAGCGAAUAUAAAAAGAAAUGGUUUCAAUUACAGCCAGAUUGAGAUUGACGACAACUGGGAGACAUGCUACGGCGACCUGACCUUCGAUCCCGCCAAGUUUCCUGACCCCAAGAAAAUGGUGGACGACCUUCAUAAUGACAACUUCAGGGUCACUCUUUGGACGCACCCUUUCAUCAACGAUAACUGCGAAACUUUUCGUGUCGCUGAUGAGAAGGGAUACUUGAUCAAAAACGAAGCCGGUGUGACCGAAAAGACGACCUGGUGGAAUGGGAAAGCUGGUAUGGUGGAUUUCACCAACGAAGAGGCCGCCUCAUGGUGGAUUCAGAGGCUAGAGGCCCUCAGGGAAGCUCUGGGCGUCGACUCGUUCAAGUUCGAUGCUGGGGAAGCCUCUUUCCUUCCAAAGGACUACGUUCUCAAUGCUCCUAGGGAGUUUUGGCCGAAUAUCUUCACAGUGAGAUACGCUGAGGCUAUAACGAAGUUUGGUGAAAUGGCCGAGAUUAAGAUAGGCAUGGGUACUCAGAUUUACCCGAAUUUCAUGAGGCUCUCAGACAAGGAUUCAAUAUGGGAGGGAGAGUCACUGAAUGGCCUCAGGUCCAUUGUCCCAAGCACACUUAACCUUGGACUGGUUGGAUAUCCAUUUGUGCUGCCCGACAUGAUUGGAGGCAACGCUUACCAUCUUCUCCUCCCAUCUCCCGAGCUCUUCGUGAGGUGGGUGCAGACUAAUGCCCUCCUGCCGGGACUCCAGUUUUCAAUCGCCCCCUGGAAACUCGGCGAUGAAGUGGUGCAGAGGAGCCAAGAGGCGAUUGCUCUCCACGAGAAGGCAAUGCCUUUGUUCCUUCAAUUGGCACAGGAAUCAAUCGAGACAGGAGCUCCUAUUGCAAGACCCACCUGGUGGCUGUGCCCGGAACUAGAAGCCUGUCUUACAGCUAACCAGCAAUUUCUGUUGGGAGACGACGUCUUGGUCACGCCCGUGGUGCACAAGGGCGCCACAACUCUCUCAGUGGUCCUCCCUCCGGGGCAGUGGAAAAGAGCUGACACUGGUGAUGUACACGAGGGUCCAAGCACCAUCAUUCUCGAGGGAAUCACAACUGACAGUCUAGUUUACUUCACAAGGGAAGUUUAGGUAUCUCUGCUGAAAGACAUUUCAUCGACUUCAAGUUUUAUUUUGGCUUCACUAUGCUCAGUUUUCGUUAGAAAUAGUAAAUGGACAUGGACUGCAAAUAUCGGAUUAAUAUGGUGGGUGGAAUUUUGGUAGGAAUUUGUUUAGCUACGUAGUAUUUGUUUCAGCAAGUCGGAAUGAGAUACUGGAACUUAAAAUUUCAAGAAAAGAACUCUUCAACCUUUGAGACUGAUAAAUGUCUGACUUUUCAUCGCUUCUUUUUACUUGAAAUACGACUCGGUUUAGUUUGGAAAUCGUUCAGUUAUAACGUUGGAUUUUCGUUUCGAUAUAACCACCAGUUGCAUUUAUCGGGAUAUUCCGAUAAAAUGAAGGAAAGCAAGAAACUUCAGUUUAUAAUUCUUAUAGAAUAACCUCUGUAUUUAUGUACGGAUAUGAUGAUAGGCAAUAAAAAAUAUGAUAAAAUACAGUCUGCAGCACAUUCAGAUGAUAACUGUCAAUAAAGUAUAC
This is a messenger RNA of Macrobrachium nipponense, 2513 nucleotides long. RefSeq names its product myogenesis-regulating glycosidase-like. Gene Ontology annotation, biological process: carbohydrate metabolic process. The transcript is spliced from 13 exons. Gene Ontology annotation, molecular function: hydrolase activity, hydrolyzing O-glycosyl compounds. The coding region runs from base 90 to 2009 and encodes 639 amino acids. NCBI's taxonomy places the organism in Eukaryota, Metazoa, Arthropoda, Malacostraca, Decapoda, Palaemonidae. The record is from RefSeq and is a predicted model, not a curated record.